This is a messenger RNA of Rubroshorea leprosula, 1006 nucleotides long. Lineage: Eukaryota; Viridiplantae; Streptophyta; Magnoliopsida; Malvales; Dipterocarpaceae. The record is from the annotation of a GenBank genome assembly.
ACUACAGCAUUUACUUUCCUUUUCCGGAGUAGCGUUGAUUUCAGCUGGUGGUGCUCAUCGAAGUAGUAGAAGCAGGUCGAGAUAAUGGAUGAGAGCGUUGAGGCUGGGUCAUCUCUUCCCGACAAUCCAUUAGGUAUUGAGCAGAUACACUUAGAAGCACAGAAUCAGUGGUUAUCCCAAGCUCCAAUAUUGGGAAUUCUUCAGAAUCAUGAGAAAUUUGGCAUUAGCUCAGAACUCCCUAAUAAGCCACCAAGUGGUUCGCUUUUUCUUUUUGAUAAGAAGGUGCAAAGGCACUUUAGAAAUGAUGGACAUAAUUGGAAAAAGAAAAAGGAUGGGAAAACAUUAUUGGAGGGUCAUCAGACACUCAAGAACGAAAGCUUUGGUGAUUUGGAUUGCUACUAUGCCCAUGGGGAGGAGAAUAGAAAUUUUCAAAGACGUUCUUAUUGGAUGCGUAAAGGGGACUUCUCCCACGUUGCUUUUGUCCACUACCUGGAAGUAAUGGUUAGAAUUUAUGAUUUAUCCUAUCACUCCUCCUUUUGUUUCUUUCAGCCAUCUUCCAAAAUGAACCUAAGAAAUUUAUUUUCUUCUUUUUACUUUUAACUUCUUGUGGAGAUCAUGUGGCUCAAGCGAUUACAACUUUCCAGAAUAAAUUGCAAAUUUUGAAGUUUUAUUAAGCCAAAUUUAUAGGAGUAUGCUGAUAUACUAUCAGGCUGUUGAUGUUGUGUCUAACUCUACCAUCCUUAACUCCAUAAACUAAUAGAGCCUUAUCAUAUUUGGGUAUGUGAACGAAUUUAUUUCCUGGAUUCCAACCAGGUAUGUCUUUACCUCCUUUUUCUUGAUCUUGGUGUUAUGUCUUUUAAUUCUUUAAUCCUUUUCUGUCCUCAUUCUCAUUUUUCCUUUACUAUUUUCAGUGGCCUUACCCUGAACCAUCCAAAGUGCUGGAUGUUGAGUUGUCCCAUAAAGAGAAUAGUUGUUUUCAUAUGGAUGAUAAAGAUGUUGUAAUUUG